ACAUAAACGAAUAACACUGCGAUAAUGUUAAGAACCAGGAGACGAAUGAUUGAGGAACACAUAUUGUAUUAUAAUAAAAUGUCUUAUGAGGAAUACGCCACGAGUAUGUUCUUAGAACAAUGUUCAAAGAACACUGGUCCUCAGGGCGUCCCCUGUGCGCUGUGCCCACCGGAAGAUCAUCAUUUUAGGCACGAGUGCGAGUGUCUGCCACCGAGCACGCGACAAAUCAGAACUUGUGUUAAGCUUCGGUCACCAUGGCGUUGUCGCUAUUCUCGUGAAUAUACUAUCGAACAGACGAACCUGAAUAAAAAAAAAAAACUUUGCAAGCGGCACACUCUUUUCGCAUUCGAGGAACUUGUAAAAUUGCACAUACGUCCUAACUGGCUCCUGAAAAAUUUAAGAUUCAUAAGCAAAACCCAUAUGGAAGUUGCAAUAGACGAAAGAGCGAGAAGAAGAACAUGUGGAUAUGUUCUCUGUUCGGAACGACUGACUACUGUUCACCCUCAACUUGCACAUGACGAAGAAGACAGCGGACAGAGACAGUUCUGCAGUUUAUUUUGCCGCAAAGCGGCCAAUUUUCUUCUUAAACAAAUGUUUAAGACAAUCUGGUGGAGAGAUGAUGGAGAUAUACCAGUCUUUAAAAUUUUGCCACGCAUUAGUAAGUAUACAGAAACGUGCGAUUUUAAAAAUUGUGCAUCGCGAUGCAAUCUUCCUUAAAAAUCGCAGUGAACGCCA
Molecule: messenger RNA, 735 nt
Organism: Trachymyrmex septentrionalis
Lineage: Eukaryota; Metazoa; Arthropoda; Insecta; Hymenoptera; Formicidae
Product: RNA polymerase II subunit B1 CTD phosphatase Rpap2-like
Exons: 3
Coding region: 25-717 (230 amino acids)
Source: RefSeq, a predicted model, not a curated record